Messenger RNA from Myotis myotis, 2180 nucleotides. RefSeq names its product collectin subfamily member 11 (gene COLEC11). The record is from RefSeq and is a predicted model, not a curated record. Bases 693 to 1805 code for a protein of 370 amino acids. NCBI's taxonomy places the organism in Eukaryota, Metazoa, Chordata, Mammalia, Chiroptera, Vespertilionidae. The transcript is spliced from 7 exons.
GGGGGGCGUGACGCCUCCCCCCACGUCGGGCCUGUGGUGGCUCUGUUUCCUCUGCGUUGUCCCGUGUGCGGGUGCUGCCGACGGUUUAAUAAAGAGCCCCCUCUCCCGGGUCCUGUGAGGUGCGUGGACCUUGUCAGGCUUCACGUCUGUGAUUUGUUAUGACUUCCCUUUCCAGUCGAAUAAACAGCUUUGAAGCCAGCUUUCCGUGACCAUCUCCUAUGCGUCUUUCUUAAAGAAGCCUCACCCCCUUGUGUAAGGGGAGCCGCCCAGCCCCCCACAACACGCGUCGGGGGCAUGGGUUGCCUUCUCGUGGACGCACAAGGAGUGAGCUGGGGUCACCUCGGGGUGGGUCUGGACAAGCCCUCAGGCUUUGCUGUGAAGCCCCACGUGGGACAAAGGAAACAUCCACGUUAGUUUUUGUCUGAGGGACACCAGGUGGCCGUGGCCACCCGCCUGUGCUUCCCUGACUUCCAAAAGGCGUUUUAUUUUGUUAUUAUUGUUAGGUAUGUUUGCAUGGAUUUCAGGGGAGAGACGGAGUGAGGGAUAGAAACCAAUGACGAGAGAAUCAUGGAUCCGCUGCCUCCUGCACGUCCCCCCUGGGAUCCAGCCCGCAGCCCUGGCUGUGCCUGACCUGGUUGGUGACUUGAUGCCGGGCACUCACACUUCCCAAAAGGAAAGAACGAGAAGAGCAGAUGCUGGGCGUCGGGGAGAGUUGGCUCGGCCUCUGCCAGCCGCCCCGGAGCCUGACUCCGUCCGCCUCUCUGCGUUCCCACACUGCUCCGUCCCGCAGGUCAGGGAUGUUUCAAACAGGAAGCUGUCUGCAGAUAACACGGGGGCCCGGCCUGGGUUGCUGGGCGGUGGGACAGCCCCGGCCGCUCCCCUCCGGUGGGGCUGCACCGCCCGCCCGCCCGCCUGCCCACAGUGUCCUGCUGGGUCCCCGGCGGUCAGGACGCCCCUUCGCCUCGCCUGCGCCUCAGGAGCCAGUGCCGCCCACACUCAGGAUGGGGGGGCAGCUGGCACUCAUCAGCCUGGCCUUGCUGUCGCUGGUCCUGCCUGCUGACUCUCAGCAGACGGCGGACGACGCCUGCUCUGUGCAGAUCCUGGUCCCUGGCCUCAAAGGGGACGCUGGAGAGAAGGGCGACAAAGGCGCUCCCGGACGGCCUGGGAGAGUGGGCCCCACAGGAGAGAAAGGGGGCGUGGGCGACAAGGGGCAGAAGGGCAGCGUCGGCCGCCACGGGAAGAUCGGUCCCAUCGGCUCUAAAGGUGAAAAGGGGGAUUCGGGCGACAUGGGGCCUCCAGGCCCCAGUGGAGAACCAGGCGUCCCCUGUGAGUGCAGCCAGCUGAGGAAGGCCAUCGGGGAGAUGGACAACCAGGUCACCCAGCUGACCUCGGAGCUGAAGUUCAUCAAAAACGCUGUCGCCGGCGUGCGUGAGACGGAGGGCAAGCUCUACCUGCUGGUGAAGGAGGAGCGGGCCUACCUGGACGCCCAGCGGGCCUGCCAGGGGCGCGGGGGCGCGCUGGCCAUGCCCAGGGACGAGGCCACCAAUGGGCUCCUGGCCGCCUACGUGGCGCAGGCCGGCCUGGCCCGCGUCUUCAUCGGCAUCAGCGACCUGGACCGCGAGGGCACCUUCGUGUACGCCGACCGCUCGCCCAUGCAGACCUUCCACAAGUGGCGCGGCGGCGAGCCCAACAACGCCUACGACGAGGAGGACUGCGUGGAGAUGGAGGCCUCGGGCGGCUGGAACGACGUGGCCUGCCACCUCCCCAUGCACUUCCUGUGCGAGUUCGACAAGGAGCACGUGUGAGGCGGCCGGGUGGGGGACCGUCUCCAGGCGGGUCCGGGCGCAGCUCGCGGGGGUGGGCUGUCUGUGCCGAGCCCCGACCGUGCCGUGUGCGGGGGGCGCAGCGUCUCCCUGUCAUGUCCCAGCGCCAGGCUCGCCCUGUAGCCAGGGGUCCCCGUGCGACUGCCGCUCAGCCGGGCUCGCUCGCUCUACCCUGUAAAGUGCAUCUCCCGACGUCACCGCCGGAGCCCGCCCGCGUGCGGGUCCCGUGACGCUGCUUCCGGUCCCGGGGGAGCCCCUCCCUGGCCCGUGUCUCUGUAAGUGACCAGCACGCUGCCGCCUUUGCCCAGUAGGGACGCCUGUGCUUUGCUGCGAACCCGGGUUCAGGAACGAGGAAUA